GGGCAGCGGCCGUAACGCACAAGCGCUCCCCGAAAAGCCUUCUGCGCUUGCUGGACUCACUACUGACUUUUUGUUGUUGCAUCGUCUUUUGAAAAACGUGGUCGCUUUAUUUUCCUCGAUUGUAACGGAAUAUGGCAGCACCGCAGCCAUUUCUCAGAGAGCUGCUAGCCCUGAAGAAGCAAGAGGCGACGUCGCUGUUUGGUCCGUGGGACGUGGAGGACGAGGGCCGCAUCGCUGUCAAGCAGGUCCGACCACUUCUGCUGAGCGUUUUCCCCGAGGCGGCCAACACGGCGCCGUACCUCACGUUGGGGCGUGUGAGAGCGGCCUACGAAGGCGUCACGCACCGCCCAUGGCACGCAUCAACCGGCGUUGUGACGGCGUCUGCAUCGUCGUACCAUGCGCAUCGUCUAGGCGGUCCGAUGUACGCCGGCCCCACGCUGGAGGAGGUGCUGCGCAUGAUCGACUCCUUAGCGGCGUCUCCCGAGGAGAGGCUCUCCACCGUCCCCUCGCCCGUCCAGGAAAGCGCGAGGCCAUCGACACCACCGCUGCCGACGCACCGUCGUCCUUUACCUUUCAGUGCGCCGUUUACACAAGUCCACCCAGCUGAUCAAGAGGUCGUUGAUGCGGGUCGCAAAGCGGGGAGUGCUGCUGCCGAAGCGACAUCUACCGAGUCAUAUCUUCGACUUCUGCGCGGGUCCAUCGAGCACAUCUACCACGCAUUCUGCGCCGCCUGCAAGCAGGCCGGGGAGCCGGCGCCUACUGCGUUGCCGACGGAUGCCGCGCAUCUGCAGCGGCUUGCGUGGAACAUCCAAGCGCGGCCACUGCAGUUGGGGGAGAACCGCGCGUUGCACCGAUUGCUUGCCGCUGCAACAAACUCUGGCGACGACAAGCAGCAGGGAAGUGGGGGCGUUAGGGCGAGCAGGAUUUCUCCAGACGAUUUUGUAUUGUUGCUCUGUGCGCUAUAG
Leptomonas pyrrhocoris is the source of this 965-nucleotide messenger RNA. RefSeq lists its product as hypothetical. NCBI's taxonomy places the organism in Eukaryota, Euglenozoa, Kinetoplastea, Trypanosomatida, Trypanosomatidae. Bases 132 to 965 code for a protein of 277 amino acids. The transcript has a single exon. The record is from RefSeq and is a predicted model, not a curated record.